Messenger RNA from Sorghum bicolor (sorghum), 1841 nucleotides. RefSeq names its product STOREKEEPER protein. NCBI's taxonomy places the organism in Eukaryota, Viridiplantae, Streptophyta, Magnoliopsida, Poales, Poaceae. The record is from RefSeq and is a predicted model, not a curated record. The transcript is spliced from 2 exons. The coding region runs from base 1 to 1350 and encodes 449 amino acids. Gene Ontology annotation, biological process: regulation of DNA-templated transcription. Gene Ontology annotation, cellular component: nucleus.
AUGCACCGUGGCCGUGCAAUGUCACGCUCGCAGCGCACGGCGCAGGCUCUGGAAGUGGAAGGCGGGCACGGCAGCGCGAGCGACACCGGGGGACGGCGUCGCGAAACGCACGAAGAAACCGCACCCUUGUCAGGCUCGCUGUCUGCACGCAACUCGACACGCGCGCCACGCCACGCCACGCCGCGCUCCCUUCCCGACUCCGGAGCGCAGCCUGCCUGCCUGCCUGCCUGCGCUGCGCCGCUGCCCACUGAACUCCUCUUCCCCUCUUCCGCGUCGGCUCCCUCCCCAUCUCCUUCCCGAUUUCGCGAGCCCCCGAAAUUCGAAUCGCCCGCGUCCCGAGCCCUCGCCCGCACGCCGCCGAUGCCCUCCAAGCGGCCGUCCCCGCACGCCAUGGACGAAGCCGCCGCUUCCGCAGCCGCCGCGCGCCUCCGCCCCUCCACCCCGCGCUCCAAGAAGCGCACCUCCCGCUCCAAGUCCCGCGGCCGCUCCUCCCGGGACCGCCGCCGCUCCUCCCCGAACCCUAACCCUAGCUCCCGCCGCGAGCGCGCCGCGGCCGCGGACCACGGCUCCGCCGGCGCCGCGCCCUCCCGCAAGAGCGACCGCAAGCCCAAGCCGCGCUCCUUCCCGGACUCCGCCACGCUCGCCACGGCCAUGGCCUCGGUCGCGGCCGCCGCCUCCGCCUCCGCCGCCGCCGCCGCGGCCCCGUCUGCCGGCGGCGGGGGCCGUGGCAGUGCGGGCGCCGUCCAGAAGCUCUGGACCGAGGCCGACGAGGUCGCGCUGCUCACGGGCGCGGUCGCCUUCAAGGACCGCACCGGCAUCGCGCCGCGCCUCCCGGACAUGGGCGAACUGUUCGAGUCCAUUAAGGACUCCCUCGCGCCGCACCUCGACCAGGCCAAGGUGUACUACAAGCUCAAGCGCCUCAAGAGCAAGUUCCAGCACUCGGUGCCGGGCGAAUCCAGCACCGCGCACGAGCACCGGCUGCGCGACCUGGGCGCGGCCCUUUGGGGCGCCGAGCUCGCGCGCCCUGAAGAGAACGCCAUCGCGGUGGCUGAGGAGGCCGACGAGGAUGACGCCGACGAGGGAAUCGUCGGCGGGGAUAGGGAGGGGGCCGUCAAGCUUCCUAUGGUCAAGGAGGUGCUUGGAGAGUACUGGAGGCUCAACGGGCAGACCAUGUCAGGUGUGUCGCUGGAGAAGGGGUUGGCGAUGCUUGGGCCACAGGAGGCUAGUGUGGCCGAGGUCAAAUGGAGGCGACAACUUGAGGCAGAUAUGCGCAUGCAGAUGCGCCGCCAUGAUCUGGAAAAGGAGGUCUAUGGCCUCCUCAUCGAUGCCAUCAAAGGCCUAGGGCCUUAGCUUGGAUGCAGUUGAUGGAGUACAUAGCUGGAUACAUAGGUGGGAUGUUAUUUUGUAGGCUGAUCAACCCGACCUCUUGGUUGCUGACUGACAGGCCUAACACGGUGUGAGGUGCUGUAGGGGUUUGCACGAAUCAGUCGUGUCAAUUUAUGUCUAGUUGUUGAACUAUUCAAUGAUUGUCUAAGUCGCUUAGGUCUGGAGAUGUUCAUUUUACUAAUCUAUCUUGAGAAGAAAGCUUGGUCUAUGAUCAGACAGCUUUCGUAUCAAUGCUACAUUUUCUGUAAAUCAUUCGCCAAGUAUUAUUGCGAUGAUGAUGCUGUGUUUCAGGUGUAGAAUCCAGUUUCCAGCGGUUCAGUUUCUCUUGAUAUGUUGUUGUCUUGACUCAGAUAUUUCGCUGCAUAGGUUACUAGAUUCUGUCUGGACAUAUAUAUGUAUGAUUUGCUCGGAGUGGUUAGCCCUCCACUUGUUAGUUGUUGCCGGCAUGGUACUCA